CUAGUGAACGACGAUGAUGAAGAAUUUAAUCUCAUUCGGCCAUCGCUGAUCCAGCAGUUGAAAACCAUUCUAGAUCAGUACCCUGACGAUGGACAGAUUUUGAAGGUAAGAAAUGUGGAAGGCUUAAGGAGACCUGAGUAUCUGUUUAAAGAGAGGUAUUUCUUUUCACCUUCUUGUAUUUUCGUUUUCUGAGUAAUAUCAGAAGUUGGGAUAAUCUAACAAGGAGAACCUCUUUAACAUUGGGCUUGAUGAGAUGCGACGUGAAGAGUUUAGAUAAGUAUGACGAGACGCAAUGAGAUGGGAUGAAAUGGUAAAAGAUAAGAUGAAGUGAUGUGAAACGGAUGGGCUAUGCGAUGAUUUUGCCAUGGAGAGAAAGACAGAAGGAAAAUGAGAUGCGAUUAGAUGAGACAAGAGAUAGCAUUGGAUGGUUUACUAAGUGAGAUGAGAUAAGAUUAAUCAAUCGGUUAAAAAAAAAUCAAAAUCAAAAUUAGUAGUAAUGUCUAACUAGAUGCUAUAAAGUGGAGUUAGAACUGUGCAUCCGGAGAGUUUAUGUUUAAUAUAUUAGAAGAAGUGGAUCCGUUAUAAAGAUACUCAUUGACAAAUUGAGCCGUUUAAGCUCCUCUUUUUUUGAUGUGCAUUUGUGUAUUAGGAGCUCAUCCAAAAUGCCGAGGAUGCGGGAGCAACUCACGUAAAAUUCCUCCAUGAUCGGCACAGCUAUGGAACAGAGAAACUGCAUAGUGAAGGACUUGCCCAGUUCCAGGUAAUCAGUGAAUGUUGUCGUAAACUCUCAGAAGGAAUGAUUUUUUUUGUGUUUUCGUUUCACUCCUCCUGUAAGAUUUAUUUUUUUAUCAGGCAAGGGGUUUCGCAUUAUGCCCCCUCCCCUUUAUUAGUUUUCUAACUCCGUUCCUCACCGAAGAAUUUACCCACAGGUCACAGGUGAGUGUCGUCUUCAGAAUGUCUUCCGGCGUAAUGGUCCAUAUUUACAAAAGAUAUAAACCUUAAAAAAAGACAGUCGUACUAUAUUUGCGUUUUUAUUCUAUUUAGUGAGCAGUUCCUUACGACUGGAUAUCACUUAACUGUGUGAAGAUACUGUGAGUCAGAUUUGAGCACCCGAAAGACUGCAACUCUUAGGCAUAUUGCGAUAUGGGCAGCAAGCCCACUCUCCUAUUCGACGAUGUAAAAGAGACUCCUCAUGUCAAAACGUCGGCUCUGGGUUGUGUUUUACUUCGCAUGGUGUUCUACAUUUACAACUUUAAUCUAUAACUGUUUCCCAUUACAUACAUUAGAUGUUUCUUAUCAUUUUAAUUAAUGUUCACUAGGGCUCAGCACUCUACGCCUACAACAACGCCGAGUUCACCAAAGAGGACUGGAAAGGUAUCAGGAUGCUCUGUGACAGUAUAAAAGUCAAAGAUCCAAUGAAAGUUGGUCGGUUUGGUCUCGGUUUCAAAUCGGUUUUUCACGUCACAGGUGAGAUAACUAUUAUGUAUUAGAGACCUUUAGCAUCAGGUUUUUCAUGGAAAACCGCAAACCGCAGUGUCACGUGACCACGGCCUUGCGGUCACGUUUGCAGCUUGCAGCUCACGUUUGAACCGCAGGAAGGGCUUCCAGCGGUAAGUGAUUUACGGCAAGGUUUUCUUGCCGCCAAAAAUUGUACAGCCUCCCGUUUAAAGGCACGAACUAGCUUUUUUAUAUCCGUUUGCGAGGUGUUUGGUGGAUUUUUGAUCUCGAAUCAAUGAAUUAUUCCUGUUUUUUGGGCGAUUAAAUUGAUGCAUUUCGACUUGAUGAAAAACAACAUGGCGGCACUAAACAAUGAACGCGUAGUUCAAAUCGAUUUUAUAUUCCUUUCUGUCUUACUAACAUAAGAACGUUUUCUGUUCCAAUCCAGAGUUAAUUUUUUCUUCUAUGUUGUUACUGAAUUCAUAACUUAACUCAGUCUCUGUUAAAUCUGUAUAGUUCCUAUUUUUAACGUAUCACUCCGCGAAUUUCAUUUUAUUUUCCUUAUUUCUUUGUGACUGGGAAGCCCAGACUUUAUAAGUCUUCUGCUUUCUUCCGGCCUCCCUUAAUUGCAACCUUACAAUUCCUAUAUGUAUUCUCGUAUUGUAUUAUAUUUUGGCUAAAUAAAAAUGAACUGAACUGAACUGAACGCCUUGCUAAAAUUUGAAAUCUCGGCAACGUGAAACUGCAAACGCCUAACUGCAAACUGCGGUCUGGGGUUUUCAAUGAAAAACCUGAUGCGAAAGGUCUCUAUUUAUCAGACCUCGACUGAUCAUGUUGUAAUUAAUGGCAGCAAAAGCUGACUGAAUUAAUCAUUACUUAUUCCAAAGGUCAUUACUGUUCAUUACAUUAUUGAACAAAGCACAAUUAUAUAUUAUUAACAGUCGGCAUCAGUGGGGUUCUUUUCUACCACUUCGUACAUUUAACCUAUCGCCCACAAAGAUGCCAAGACUUUCUCAGUUUUACGACACUGGCUUUUGGGGAAAACCACCGGACGGCUUGGCAUUCUGGCAGCACAUUAAACAAAAGGGGGGGGGGCAUUUUUAUACGGCCGAUUGAAAGAAUAAGCCUUACCCUAUUUAUUUCUCAUUCACCUGAUAUGGGUAAAUGAUUGGUUUUUGUAGUCUCUUUUGGUGAUAAAAUUGCGCUCGCAUUCGUUAGUUUUUAAUGUGUACAAUACAAAGUUUAAAUUAAACAUCAAAUCGAUUAAAGUUUAAAUUCAUAGGCAGUGAGCAGGGGGGAGGGGGUUUCCGUAGCCCCCACGAACAAAACUUCGGAGGUCAUAGCACCCCACGUCUUGGUGCCGAAAACAUGGCUAGUACAGCAUAAAAAUUGGCAGCAUAUUCAGUGUCGAAUGUAAAUCUCAAGAACCACCUAAGAGGCACCAUGAAGCAGCACCGCCGGAACAACUGCCUACUGAUGCAUUGGCACAAAUCCAUUACGGACGUAUUAGACGCUGUGAAGAUUGCAAAGAGGUUUGCUUGUACCAAUGAAAAACGCAAAGUGCAUUUUGAAAAAUUUGAGUAACGGUUCGCACAAGGCUGAGUGAAGGAUGAGCACGGCCCCCGCUUCGAAACGCCACGCGGCGUCUGAAAUCCACAUCCUGGCUAAAGUUCAAAACUGUCUGAAUUUUUGAACAAAAUACCCCGGCCUUAGAAUCAUUCUUUCUAUGGGAUUAAAAUAAUACCGUCAACUUCCCAUUAGAAGCCCUGGGCUUAGACAACUCCGUAAGGAGGUAUCAGGAGGGCUUAUUCAGAUACAAACAAGGGGGGCGUAUAACCAGACUAAAAAACUAUCUCAAAACAAACUACUUAGCGGUGCUGAUCAAAAUACUUUUUUGAAUUUGAUGAUCGCUUUUUUUUUAAGUUUCAAAGCGUCGUUAAAAGUUGAAUUCAUUUCAAUACGUGUUAAAGGGGGACUUAUAACCAGGUGCAUUUUUUUGUUUACGGGUAGUUUGGCUGUAUAUAGGGGGUGGGGGACGUUUUAGGUAUGCUCUUUCGUGUGUUUGGUUUUGUUACACCGACUUGUAACACCCUGACGUCUUUAUUCGUAACAUCUAACCUGGACGCCAUCCUCGCCCUCAGAUGUGCAGAACGUUGCCGUAGCAAUGUUGUAAUGUCGCACAUGCAAUCAUAAAUUCACACCGAAAUUUCGCGCCAAAAUUAAGAGGUAAUGUUUUCAGCCAUGAUAUUAUAGCCUUAAUGUUUUACUUCAUUUAUUUUUUCUUCUUCAUUUUUGUAGAUCUACCGAGUAUAUUAAGCGGUUCACAGAUCGGUGUUAUAGACCCACACGAGGAGUACUUUACCGAAGGGAGAAAUCGACGAACAGGUUACAGCUGGAGAAUGAAGAAUGAUCGUCACGUCAUGGACAAUAUACCAGACCAGUUUGCCCCUUACAAAGGAAUAUUUGAAUGUACAGAUGAUGUUUUCUCCAGAGGCUGUUACAACGGUACUCUAUUUCGCUUUCCACUACGACACCGACCCUCUGACCUUUCUCCGACUCUCUACUCCGCUGAAAAGGUGCACACAUUAUUUGAGGGAUUCAUGGCUGACGCACACGUAAUCCUCCUUUUCUUGCAACAUCUGGAAUUUAUCGAGCUGUACGUCCGUGAGGAACACGACGAUCAACCAAGAAAAACGUUUCAAGUUGGAAUCACAGAUGAAAGCCUUCGUUUGGUGCGAGAGAAGAGGAAGGAGUUUCACAACAAAAUCUCCACUGGCAGUCUUUUGCCCCAUCCUGUCCAAGUAACCUAUCCGAUAAACGUUGAGACUGUACACUUUUCUAAAGGCUCAGAAACCACCAGACAGAGUCAUUCGUUUCUUGUAACCAACUACUUUUGUGGCCAGGAGGUAUCGUCUGACUUUCAAACCCUGGCUCAAGAUCAAAGCCUUAGCUACUUACCCUUAGUUGGUGUUGCCAUGGCAUUACCAACAAGUCCCAGUGAACCUACUCCGGAGAUUCAAGGCCACGUGUUUUGUUUUUUACCGUUACCAGUUCAAAAGACAAGCCUGACAGGUUUGCCGGUUCAUGUGAAUGGCUUCUUUGCCUUGAGUCAGAACAGACGUUAUAUCAAGUCUCCAAACGCAGAACAGGAAGAUCAGGAGCUAACUGACAAGUCCCUCCUAUGGAAUAGGUGUCUUUUGAAGGAAGCUCUACCCAAGGCAUAUGCAACGAUGCUACUAGAAGCCAUCAACGAGAAGAGUUACAAUAUACAAGAAGAGACCGUUUACAGGUAAGGCUAAAAUGUGUUAGCCUCUAUGAAAUAAAAUACUUUAGAUACUUUAUUGGCGGAAAAGGGAAACCAAUUGCGAGAGGAUAGUAUUUCUUUAGCUACUUCUGCCUGGAACACCUCAUUCUCACGCAAAGUACGACUAUGCACUUGGAAUAUAGAGGACAUUUUUUUCGAUUGUCUCGGCCCUUACAUUCUAAUUUUUACGAUAUAAAACCUUUUUUGGCCGCCCAUACAGCUAAAAAGUUUGGUUCACGCUCAACACGCCAUAAAAUUCAGGGAUGCCCCAGGUUUCGAUCACAGAGGUGGGCAGCAAAAACCUGUUGCUGUCAAUAUUGACAUAAGGUCUUAGGUUCUGGUGCAAUGGUACGUUAACUAAUUGCAGUUCCCGAAUGCUGUAUUCUAUAGGGCAUGGCCUAAUAUCGACGCCAUCGACCAGAAAUGGAAGAGAUUGCAGAAUCCCUUACUCGAGAUCUUAUGCUCUGCAAAUGUUGUAUACACUAAGGCUAAUGGAGGGAAGUGGCUGAAAGUGGAAGACGCUGUCUUAGACACACUUGAUGAACACCAGCCGAAGGAUUUGCUCGUCAGUGUGUUGCUAGAAGGACAUCAAAAUGUGGCCUCCUUGCCCGACCAUGUGUUAAAGGCUUUUACCGCGGUCAGCAAUAAACCAUUUAUUAAAGAGAUUACUCCCAUGUUGGUGAGGCAAAUCCUCAAGGAAAGUCUUUCAAGCUACAGGAACCAUGGGCGAAUGGAGAAGUUGAAACUUUUAGCGUUCAUCCUAAACUGUAUAGACGAGAACUUCGCAGACCUAGUUGGACUGGAGCUGCUGCCCGUAUCCAAUGGUGCCUUCAAAUGCUUUGCAUCCCCCUCAAACUGUGACGAAGCAGUUUAUGUCUGCUCACCCGAUCAUCCAAGGAAAAUGUUUCCUUGUCUAGACCACCAGUUCCUGGAUCAAAACCUGGACCAAAAUCUUUUGGAAAUUAUGGAGAAAGUUGCAAAGAAAGGUAUGAACAAUACGAGAAUGUUGUGAAAUUUGUCUACAGCUGAUUCAAAGCUUCAGCUAAGAAAAUGUUAGAGUUAUACUACUGUUCUGGGACUGACAAUUAUAUUUCGCUCUGCCCCACUGAUCAGUGCUGUGAGGAAUAGUCGUACUGGUACAACGUUUCGUUAAAAAUAACCAAAAAAUUUCAUUUUAACAUACCCAGCAUCUAAUCCUUCCUUUUUGUAUUGAGUUAUUCCCAAGAACACAAUAGAUUUUAGUAAUAAAAUUAAGGAAAUAUUAAAAAAGAUAAAGACGCACAAGAGCUGAAGGCCCAAACGGUCGGACGNGUAUGUCGCCGGUACCCAUUUAUACACCUGGGUGAGGAGAGAGAAAGUGGAGUAAAGUUCCUUAUCUAAGGAUACGACGCGACGGGCGAGGCUUAGGGAAUAGGGAAUAGAAAGAAAGACUAUAACAGCCGGUGGGUGACAGUGUUAAUUUCAGGUCAGGAAAUUCAGAGAAUUCCGAGAAACAUGCAUUUUUGUUCUUUCACUAACUCUUGGCGAGCUUUGAUUAAAACAGUUAAACCUUCUUAGUAAAGAAGACGUGGCUUCCCUUCUCUCAAAUUCGUUGCCACCAGAGUGGUCACAAGGAGAGACAAUUUUGUGGUAUCAUGGAUCAGAUUCCUACAACCAUCCAGGAUUAGAUUGGCUUAAGCUCGUGUGGAAUUACUUAAGGACGAACUUCGCCUCGAAAGAUGAGCUCCGCGGGUUCACAGGUCUCCCCUUGAUUCCACAUGACGUAUCACAAGAACCAAUCAGCCUUGCUAGACUUCAACAGCCUUCUAGGAUAGUUGUGAAAAGUCUCUACGAUAAAUUUCUCGAUGAAACGCUGAUUCAGUUCUUGAGAGUCCUUGGUCUAGUUAUCAUUCAAGAGUGUCCAUAUUACCUAACCCUUCACCCCGCGGUCAUCAAUGCAUUUAUUUACCCGCCAUCACCACAUGGUGUCUUAAAGGCGCUGUCGGCUUGCUCAUCGGUUGUAGGAUCUAACAAGCAUUCACUGACAGACGAAGGCAAACGCUCCUUAAGGAAGUUCUUUUCAAAGGAAUCUUCGCUAGAACCCCAAGCAAAGCAGCUUCUCCGUACCCUUCCUUUGUUUGAGACGCUAAACAAAUGUUUUGUUUCUGGGGAGGAAGAUCUUUGUGCAGCACCACCAGAAGGUUCUUAUCCUGUACCUCCUCGGAGGGUUCUCAUUGACGUCACACACGACGACUCAAAGAGGUUGGCGCAUCUGCUAGACAUCAGAUGCUUAUCACCAACAGAAUUUUUUCUUGAAGUUGUAUUUCCAGAUGUCAGAGGAGGAAAUUAUUCUAAUGAAGAGGUCGACCAGGUUAUGGGAUUCGUUAUGGAGCGGUUUCAAGUUUACGCCAGGGAAGAUCCUCGAUUUGAAGAAGCGCUUACAAAUUUGCCAUUUGUACCGAGUGAAAGUAGACGGGAAAGAGCUAUGGACUUGUUCGAUCCCGGGAUUGAGUUGCUGAAACGAAUGCUCGCCGAAGAAGAUGUUUUUCCAGUUGGUGAACAGUAUACGAACCCCACAUCCCUCGUGGUUCUCAAGAAACUUGGUAUAAAAAGUGAAAAGGAAAUUAGUGCAGAAGAUCUGUACCGCAGUGCCAGAAAGAUCUCUCAAAUGCCAAAUUUGGACGAAGCAAAGAAAAAAUCGGCAACCAUUUUGUCAUAUUUAGACAGUAAUUCAACGAAGCUUCAACAAACUGUUUCUGGGGUAACGUUGACACAACUUUUGCGAGACGUUCCAUGGGUAUCAGAAGUGAAAGAAAGGCCCUUCGGUGGUCCCGUUAGCUUUUACUCAACUGAAGAAACAAGUAAACGCCACUUUUACAAACCAACGGAAGUAACAAGUGACGAUAAAGUUAAUCUCAUCGGAACAGUAAAGCCCAUUGUAACAGUAGAUUCUUCAAGUCAAUUAGCAAAAUGUUUCGACUGGGAUAAGAUGCCGGAAGCAUUAGACGUGGUGCAACAUCUUAGAAGUGUGGUCGCUCACUAUACCCAGGAUAAAAAGCCCUACUAUAUUUCAGUUGUCAAGGACAUUUACUCAUUUCUAGAUCAGAUCGCUGAUUUUCAAGUUAUCAAGGAAGCUUUGCAGGGAACUGAAAACUCGAUCUGGAUUUGGAAUGGAGAUGGUUUUUCUUCUCCUGAUGUUGUCCUUUCCGUAAGGCCUCCAAUCGAUCUUACUCCGUACGUUUGUUCUCUUCCCUCAGAGGUGCUGCAGUUUUCAAGCUUUUUUUCGAAGUUCGGAAUGAGAGAGCACUGCGAUGCUCUGCUUUUUGUACAAGUUCUUCAACUGAUAAAACAGAAGUAUGAAUCUGGAGACGAGUAUCCAAGCACGGAGGUAAAAAGAGAUCUCCAGUUAUCUGUAGACAUUUUGAAUGAGAUUAAGCCAAACGUUGGAGAACAACUACCUUCAGAGAUUCAAGAGAAAGUCCUCAUCCCAACACACGUAGAAGGAGAUUCCUACGUAAGGCUUGCACCAAUUAAAGAUUGCAUCUACUGUGACCGCGAGUGGCUAGAAGAUGGUAUACCUGCUGAAGAAGAAAAUCAUUGCUUUUUUGUGCAUCAAAACAUCUCAAAUAGUACUGCAGAACUUUUACAAGUUCGUACUCUUAGAAAUCAAUUAUUGGAAGCUGAUGAGAUAGGAGAUGAAUUUGGUCAAGAAGAAAAACUCACUUGCAGAUUAAACAAACUUCUGGAGGAAUACACAGAUGGUUUCUCAGUACCAAAGGAACUAAUCCAGAACGCAGAUGAUGCUGGUGCCACUGAGGUCAGAUUUCUUUACGACGAAAGAACCAAUGAAGAUGCUAUGACCUGUCUGAUUGACGAAGGAAUGAAAGAAUGCCAGGGUCCUGCUUUGUGGGUUUACAACAACGCUGAGUUUAGGGAUGAGGAUUUUGAAAACAUUACUAAACUCAACGGUGGCACAAAAAAACAAGAAACCGACAAAAUUGGAAAGUUUGGGCUUGGUUUUAAUACGGUCUAUAAUCUGACGGACGUUCCUAUGUUCCUUAGCAGAAACUACUUUGUGAUUUUUGAUCCCAACACCUUUUAUCUUGGAAGAGCCAUCACAAACAAGAGCAAACCAGGAAUAAAAAUUGACGUCAACAAGAAUCCGGAGAGAAAGCGAAGGCUUAGAAACCAAUUCAAACCUUUCAAUGGCAUCUUUGGGUGUGAUCUUCGUUUGAACAAAAAGGACAACUCAUUUCAAGGUACCCUCUUUCGCUUCCCAUUGCGAACUAAGAGGCAAGCUGUCAGAAGCGAAAUUAAGCAAGAUUAUUACGGCCACAACCAAGUGAGGGAGCUAUUAGAGAUUUUCGUUCGCGGGGCGAAAACGUUGCUCUUGUUUGCGCAAAAUGUCCGUCAAGUCAGCAUAUUUCAUUUGCCGAGAGAGUCAACAGGGCAGACACAACCCCAACUGAUAUUUCAGGUGACCAAGGAAUUAUCACACUCAGGAAUCAUGAGAGAGUUGUCUGUUCCCAUGAAGCUGUCAUUGCAUCAGAGCAAUGUUAGCACAGACGACUUACAACUUUUAAAACAAUCUAACUUUCUACGAGCAUCAUCGCAAGUUUUAAAGCAUACUAAGGAUAUGAAGGAAACCAAUGACUAUUUACUGAGGUCAGCGAUCACAAUCAACGUAAAAGGCACCCUAACUGAAAGCGGACGCGUAUUCUUUGAGGACAAAAUCUCGCUGCAUAAUUCAUCCGAGCUUUGGUUUGUUGCCUCAUCGAUGGGCAAAGGCCAAGCGAUGCAGUUUUCAGUGAAUGACAGGAGCUUGCUCCCAGCAGCUGCAGUUGCUGUCAGGUUGUUACCUCAGGAGAGUCAGAAGUUUGUACCGGAACCUAUUGUCAGUCACGCCACUGGAGGUAAAUCGCAUCAUAACGGUUCAGUGUUCUGCUACCUUCCACUCCCAAUUCACAGUGGUCUCCCAGUUCAUAUAAAUGGAACAUUUGCAGUAGCUUCGAACAGACGCCAUUUGAAGCAGAAAACAGAGGACGACAAAGCCUGCCCUGAAGAUGAGUGGAAUAAUGUUCUGUUUCAAGAUUCUGUAUGUACCGCCUACCUAGAUCUUCUGGAAGACAUGAAAACUAAUGCUACUACGUACUGUUUUCACUCUCUGUGGCCCAGGUCGUGUGACAUAGAGCCAUAUUUUGAACCACUUGCGCGUUCGUUCUAUCAGAAAGUUGCUAGUGGAGGCUAUUCCCUUUUCUCAGAUGGAGACACUUGGGUGGGCAUCAAUCAAGUGGUCUUUCUGGAGCCAAACUUUCGUCAUGAUCAACGGGUUGGAGACAUAUCAGUCGCAGUAUUACAGAAGAUGGUCAUUGAAAAAGACGUUGUCGUUGAUCUACCAGUAGAAAUUUUACAGUCAUUUAUUGCCUAUGGUCUUAGGGAGAAAAUCCAAUUGAAAGCCUACGACAGAAGUAGGUUUUUCCGUGAACUGUUUUUCCCAAACAUUGGCUCCGUAACGGCAGACAAACGAGAUGAAUUGAUGUUAUUUGCAUUGGAUGACUCAAAUGGAGAAUUCGAUGAAUUAAUAAAAACCUAUGCCUGCAUUCCGGCUUCACCCAGUGGUAAAAUCCUCAAACGCCCAAUGGAACUUGUUCACCCAAACAAAUCAGCAGCCUCGCUAUUUCAUAGCGAAGAUGAAAGGUUUCCUUAUGGAACUACUAAGACCUUCUUAGAUUCUGUGAGACUUGCAAAACUUGAAAAACUUGGAAUGAAGGCUGAAAAGGGAAUCACUGCAGAUGAUAUCUACGACAGUGCCAACAAUAUUCGUCGAAUGUUAAAGUCUUCGGAAGCAAAGCAGAAAUCAGAGAACAUUAUGACGUUCUUAGAAAGCAAUCCGAUGAUUCUUCGACAAAAUGUUUCUGGGGAACCGUUAGCACUUCUUCUGCGAGAUAUGCCUUGGAUAUCUGUAAUGGAGGAAAUGCCCUAUGGUUUACCUAGAAGUCUUUAUUCACUUGUAAAAGAUCAAGAAGUCCCUUUCUACAAGCCCACAGAGGUCACAAGUAACGAUAAAGUAAAUCUCGUUGGAACAGUGAAGCCAAUUGUAAGAGCAGAUUCAUCAAGUCACUUGGCAAAUUGUUUUGGCUGGGAUAAAAUGCCAGACGCAUUGGACGUGGUGCAACAUUUGAAAACUGUGGUCACUCACUAUACCCAGGAUAAAAAGCCCUAUUACAUUUCAAUUGUCAAGGACAUCUACUCCUUUCUAGAUCAGAUCGCCGAUUUUGAAGUUAUCAAGGAAGCUUUGAAGGGAAUUGAAAACUCGAUCUGGAUUUGGAAUGGAGAUGGUUUUUCUUCUCCUGAUGUGGUCCUUUCCGCAAGGCCUCCAAUCGAUCUUACUCCGUACAUUUGUUCUCUUCCCUCAGAGGUGCUGCAGUUUUCAAACUUGUUUUCGAAGUUCGGAAUGAGAGAGCAUUGCGAUGCUCUGCUUUUUGUACAAGUUCUUCAACUGAUAAAACAGAAGUAUGAAUCUGGAGACGAGUAUCCAAACACGGAGGUAAAAAGAGAUCUCCAGUUAUCUGUAGACAUUUUGAAUGAGAUUAAGCCAAACGUUGGAGAACAACUACCUUCAGAGAUUCAAGAGAAAGUCCUCAUCCCAACACACGUAGAAGGAGAUUCCUACGUAAGGCUUGCACCAAUUAAAGAUUGCAUCUACUGUGACCGCGAGUGGCUAGAAGAUGGUAUACCUGCUGAAGAAGAAAAUCAUUGCUUUUUUGUGCAUCAAAACAUCUCAAAUAGUACUGCAGAACUUUUACAAGUUCGUACUCUUAGAAAUCAAUUAUUGGAAGCUGAUGAGAUAGGAGAUGAAUUUGGUCAAGAAGAAAAACUCACUUGCAGAUUAAACAAACUUCUGGAGGAAUACACAGAUGGUUUCUCAGUACCAAAGGAACUAAUCCAGAACGCAGAUGAUGCUGGUGCCACUGAGGUCAGAUUUCUUUACGACGAAAGAACCAAUGAAGAUGCUAUGACCUGUCUGAUUGACGAAGGAAUGAAAGAAUGCCAGGGUCCUGCUUUGUGGGUUUACAACAACGCUGAGUUUAGGGAUGAGGAUUUUGAAAACAUUACUAAACUCAACGGUGGCACAAAAAAACAAGAAACCGACAAAAUUGGAAAGUUUGGGCUUGGUUUUAAUACGGUCUAUAAUCUGACGGACGUUCCUAUGUUCCUUAGCAGAAACUACUUUGUGAUUUUUGAUCCCAACACCUUUUAUCUUGGAAGAGCCAUCACAAACAAGAGCAAACCAGGAAUAAAAAUUGACGUCAACAAGAAUCCGGAGAGAAAGCGAAGGCUUAGAAACCAAUUCAAACCUUUCAAUGGCAUCUUUGGGUGUGAUCUUCGUUUGAACAAAAAGGACAACUCAUUUCAAGGUACCCUCUUUCGCUUCCCAUUGCGAACUAAGAGGCAAGCUGUCAGAAGCGAAAUUAAGCAAGAUUAUUACGGCCACAACCAAGUGAGGGAGCUAUUAGAGAUUUUCGUUCGCGGGGCGAAAACGUUGCUCUUGUUUGCGCAAAAUGUCCGUCAAGUCAGCAUAUUUCAUUUGCCGAGAGAGUCAACAGGGCAGACACAACCCCAACUGAUAUUUCAGGUGACCAAGGAAUUAUCACACUCAGGAAUCAUGAGAGAGUUGUCUGUUCCCAUGAAGCUGUCAUUGCAUCAGAGCAAUGUUAGCACAGACGACUUACAACUUUUAAAACAAUCUAACUUUCUACGAGCAUCAUCGCAAGUUUUAAAGCAUACUAAGGAUAUGAAGGAAACCAAUGACUAUUUACUGAGGUCAGCGAUCACAAUCAACGUAAAAGGCACCCUAACUGAAAGCGGACGCGUAUUCUUUGAGGACAAAAUCUCGCUGCAUAAUUCAUCCGAGCUUUGGUUUGUUGCCUCAUCGAUGGGCAAAGGCCAAGCGAUGCAGUUUUCAGUGAAUGACAGGAGCUUGCUCCCAGCAGCUGCAGUUGCUGUCAGGUUGUUACCUCAGGAGAGUCAGAAGUUUGUACCGGAACCUAUUGUCAGUCACGCCACUGGAGGUAAAUCGCAUCAUAACGGUUCAGUGUUCUGCUACCUUCCACUCCCAAUUCACAGUGGUCUCCCAGUUCAUAUAAAUGGAACAUUUGCAGUAGCUUCGAACAGACGCCAUUUGAAGCAGAAAACAGAGGACGACAAAGCCUGCCCUGAAGAUGAGUGGAAUAAUGUUCUGUUUCAAGAUUCUGUAUGUACCGCCUACCUAGAUCUUCUGGAAGACAUGAAAACUAAUGCUACUACGUACUGUUUUCACUCUCUGUGGCCCAGGUCGUGUGACAUAGAGCCAUAUUUUGAACCACUUGCGCGUUCGUUCUAUCAGAAAGUUGCUAGUGGAGGCUAUUCCCUUUUCUCAGAUGGAGACACUUGGGUGGGCAUCAAUCAAGUGGUCUUUCUGGAGCCAAACUUUCGUCAUGAUCAACGGGUUGGAGACAUAUCAGUCGCAGUAUUACAGAAGAUGGUCAUUGAAAAAGACGUUGUCGUUGAUCUACCAGUAGAAAUUUUACAGUCAUUUAUUGCCUAUGGUCUUAGGGAGAAAAUCCAAUUGAAAGCCUACGACAGAAGUAGGUUUUUCCGUGAACUGUUUUUCCCAAACAUUGGCUCCGUAACGGCAGACAAACGAGAUGAAUUGAUGUUAUUUGCAUUGGAUGACUCAAAUGGAGAAUUCGAUGAAUUAAUAAAAACCUAUGCCUGCAUUCCGGCUUCACCCAGUGGUAAAAUCCUCAAACGCCCAAUGGAACUUGUUCACCCAAACAAAUCAGCAGCCUCGCUAUUUCAUAGCGAAGAUGAAAGGUUUCCUUAUGGAACUACUAAGACCUUCUUAGAUUCUGUGAGACUUGCAAAACUUGAAAAACUUGGAAUGAAGGCUGAAAAGGGAAUCACUGCAGAUGAUAUCUACGACAGUGCCAACAAUAUUCGUCGAAUGUUAAAGUCUUCGGAAGCAAAGCAGAAAUCAGAGAACAUUAUGACGUUCUUAGAA
Porites evermanni is the source of this 13763-nucleotide messenger RNA. The record is from the annotation of a GenBank genome assembly. Lineage: Eukaryota; Metazoa; Cnidaria; Anthozoa; Scleractinia; Poritidae.